AAUGUGGAUGUCCUGCUCGUGUUGCUAAUUGUUGAUGCAGCCCCGAGGGUCUCUCGCGGGGUGAUCAGGGCUCAUCCCCGGUCUCUUGUGAUCUCUGUCCGCUCGGACCAACAAUGAUAAGCACCGAGAGUGUUUUGGAGAUUGCAGACCAGCCUUGCAUACGGCUGGAGCCCCUGGUGAACACGCACUUGUCGGGAAAGACGACGUCGACCGGUGGCAGCUGCGAUGUCUUUACAGAUGGCAGCCCCAAAGUGACAGCCAACGGAGUGCACGACAUAGAAGACCGGAUUCUGAGGAUCACCGGCUACUACGGCUACAACCCAGGAUACUCCAGUCAUAGAAGAGAGGAUGGCUCAGAGUCUCAUGCAGAGACACCAGGCAGCGAGACCAGUGAAGAGAGCCGGUCCUAUCAGACAUGUACCAACACAGCUCUGAAGGUGCUGGGGGGUCUGCUGCUGGUGCUGUGCGUCUCCUCCUCCUGGGUGGGUACCACUCAGGUGGUUAAGCUGACCUUUCAGUCGUUCUCCUGUCCUUUCUUCAUAUCCUGGUUCAGCAGCAACUGGAAUAUCCUCUUCUUCCCCAUAUACUACUCUGGAUUGGUGGUUACCACACGGGAGAAGCAGACUCCAAUACAGAAAUUCAGGGAGUGCAGCAAGCUCUUUGGGGAGGAUGGGAUGACUCUCAAGCUUUUCGUAAAGAGGACAGCACCCUUCUCAAUCCUGUGGACGCUGACCAACUACCUUUACCUCAUGGCCUUGAAGAAGCUGACUGCAACUGAUGUCUCUGCUCUUUACUGCUGCCACAAGGCUUUCGUCUUUCUUUUGUCCUGGAUUGUUCUUAAGGACCGUUUCAUGGGUGUUCGGAUUGUGGCAGCUAUCAUGGCCAUCACAGGUAUUGUCAUGAUGGCUUAUGCUGAUGGUUUCCACGGUGAUUCCUUUGUGGGCGUGGCAUUAGCUGUGGGCUCAGCCUCCACAUCAGCUCUUUACAAGGUGCUGUUCAAGAUGUUCCUGGGCAGUGCAAACCUUGGAGAAGUGGCUCACUUCCUUUCCACCAUGGGCUUCUUCAACCUCAUCUUCAUCUCCUGUGUGCCCCUCAUCCUGUAUUUCACCAAGGUGGAGCACUUGGGCUCACUGUCUUCACUGCCCUGGGGAUACCUGUGUGGACUUGCAGGACUGUGGCUGGUUUUCAACAUCUUGGUGCAUGUUGGUGUGGUGCUGACGUACCCCAUUCUCAUCUCCAUAGGGACACUGCUCAGCGUGCCCGGCAAUGCAGCCGUAGAUGUUUUGAAACAUGAGGUGAUCUUCAGUGUGGUGCGCCUGGCAGCCACCUGCAUCAUCUGCCUGGGCUUCUUGCUCCUGCUGCUGCCAGAGGAGUGGGAUUCAGUCACGCUGCGUUUCCUAGCCACCAUCGCAGACAAGAAGACAGAGGAACACGGCGAGGAGCUCACAGACUCCAGCGUCCACACACGAAGCCGCAGUCGGGCAAACGGCACUGUCUCUAUUCCCUUGGCAUGACAUGGCUGAGCUCUGCUAGCAGCCUGUGUUAACCAGUCUUUAAGCCCUGUCUGCAAAUGUUCCUCCAUGGUGUGGAGGUGUGACGGGAUUUUUGGUCCACGAGGACUCUAUCAGGAAAACAGGAAGUAUUGUCUUGAACUUCACUCUGGAGAUCUCUCACUCAAUCACUUCACAACAGGAGGGGGGAAAGGACAUUCAUGGAUGUUGCUUAUUGAAAGGGUGGAAAGUGUUAUUCACUUUCUUGAAAUACUUGCCACGCUCAGUCCUGUUCCUCGCACGCACCCAAACCAAGAGCUGACUGACCUCCCCCUCACCUGCUCUGCGGACUGUAUUCUGUGAAUAUAAAUAUUGGCAGGGCCAAUUUGGCUCAAUCUUAUAUGUAUUUAUGAUAUUUAUUUAGAGCUUUAUCAGUAAGAGUAUUAUUUUAAAUCUUAUUGAAUAGUAUUAUAUACAAGAAUG
Molecule: messenger RNA, 1973 nt
Organism: Eleginops maclovinus (Patagonian blennie)
Lineage: Eukaryota; Metazoa; Chordata; Actinopteri; Perciformes; Eleginopidae
Gene: slc35f4
Product: solute carrier family 35 member F4
Exons: 7
Coding region: 114-1514 (466 amino acids)
Cellular component (GO): membrane
Source: RefSeq, a predicted model, not a curated record